Messenger RNA from Monodelphis domestica (gray short-tailed opossum), 2785 nucleotides. RefSeq names its product toll interacting protein (gene TOLLIP). Gene Ontology annotation, biological process: ubiquitin-dependent protein catabolic process. The record is from RefSeq and is a predicted model, not a curated record. Lineage: Eukaryota; Metazoa; Chordata; Mammalia; Didelphimorphia; Didelphidae. Gene Ontology annotation, molecular function: ubiquitin conjugating enzyme binding; ubiquitin binding. Gene Ontology annotation, cellular component: cytoplasm.
GGCAGGGAGAAUGAGGACAGAGAGGGAGGGUUUGGAGAAAAGAAGGCAAACUCUGCUUUGGACAAGCUGGGCUCCAGAAGCUUUUGGAUGGAGCUGAGGCAGAGAGAUUAGGGCUGGAUUCCUCCAUCUAGGACUCUUCUGUGGAAGGAGGGGGAUGGAGGAGAGGGGUGGGAGGUCGAUUACAAGAGGGGCAACAGGGAGUGGCCAGAGAGAAGUCUGCAGCACCUGAGACCCUCACCCACAUCUCCAGGACCACCCAAAUAGGGGAAAGGGCAAACUUGGGAAACCGAGGAAGGAAAGGGCUGUGCCUUCCCUUUGCAGCCACGCAGGGAAUGCGGGGAUCCUAACCACAAAGCCAUCCCAGGGCAGGGGGUAGGGAUCCUGGGGGGAAGGCAAGCUCCCGGUCCCCGAAGGCAGGAACUGGCCCUGGUUCGGCUGAGGAGCAAAGAUAGUCAUCUCCACGUCCUUGAAAGUAUUUCAGAGACGGGGCAGGGUCUGGUCGGCCCCUCCAUGGCCCUGUUCCUCGGCGGGCGGGAAAACGUGGCAGUCCUCUACACGUGCAGAAGAGGGACCGCCGAGAGGAAUUCGAGAAGAUGCCGAACUGCGCAGACGCAGCCCCUUCCGGGAACAUCCGGGCCGGGCUGGGAAUGGGGCGGAACUCAAAGAGCGGCGGAAGCGGAAGCUGCCCUGCCCCCCCCUCCACUUCGCUGUCUGUUGCUGGGCAGUGCUCUACGUGCGCCUGCGUAGCCGCGCACGCUUCGCGCCGGGGGCGGGUCUGAGGGCGGGGCUAGGUGGGUAGUCAGCUGACAAGCCCGCGGCAGCGGCGGCAGCGGAAGCCAAGCGGUUGCGGGGUUUGGGGUCCGAGGUCCAGGCUCCUGGGCGGCGAGCGGGUGAAGCGGCCAUGGCGACCACCGUCAGCACCCAGCGCGGCCCGGUUUACAUCGGCGAGCUGCCCCAAGAUUUCCUGCGCAUCACCCCCACCCAGCAGCAGCAGCAGAUCCAGCUGGACGCCCAGGCUGCCCAGCAGCUGCAGUAUGGCGGAGCCUUGAACACUGUGGGCCGACUCAACAUCACUGUGGUGCAGGCCAAGUUGGCAAAGAACUAUGGGGUGACCCGGAUGGAUCCGUACUGCCGUAUCCGCCUGGGCUACGCCGUGUACGAGACAGCCACUGCCCACAACGGCGCCAAGAACCCUCGGUGGAAUAAAGUGAUUCAGUGCACGGUGCCCCCCGGGGUGGACUCUUUUUACCUGGAGAUCUUUGACGAGCGAGCCUUCUCCAUGGACGACCGCAUCGCCUGGACCCACAUCACCAUCCCCGAGUCGCUCAAGCAAGGGAAGGUGGAGGACGAGUGGUACAGCCUGAGCGGCAGGCAGGGCGACGACAAGGAGGGCAUGAUCAACCUGGUCAUGUCCUACUCGUCUCUGCCGACCGCCAUGAUGACGCAGCCUCAGCCUGUGGUCCUGAUGCCCACAGUGUACCAGCAGGGGGUCGGCUACGUGCCCAUCACAGGCGUGCCGGCGGUGUGCGGCCCGGGCGUGAUGCCCCUGGCCGUGGCCCCUCCGGUGGUCAGCCCCCCGGCCCCGUGCAGCGAGGACGACCUGAAGGCCAUCCAGGACAUGUUCCCCAACAUGGACAGAGAGGUGAUCCGCUCGGUGCUGGAAGCCCAGAGGGGGAACCGGGAGGCCGCCAUCAACUCCCUGCUUCAGAUCGGGGAGGAGUCGUAGGCGCGGGGGGCCUCGCGCGGGACCUGGAGAGAGGAAGGUGGCCCACGAGCGAGCGUCCGUGCGUCUGUGCGUGCGUGCGUGCGUCCGUGCGAUCGUCCUCUCUCCGUGCCCCCUCCCCCUACGCUGUCGUGGCCACUGUCUGCACAUGGGUGUGGGUUUCCCACCUCCCAGCGGCGGCGCCACACGUCGGCGCCAUUGGGCUGAGGGGGGAGAAGCGUCAUCGCGUGUAUUUAUUCCCUCGCCUCCCCUCCCCCCGCCUCCCCGGGAGGAGGCUCACAGGCAUGCCCCCCACGUAGCUGUACCCCGAGAGCAUGCUCCCCCGAGCGUAGCCCUUAGGUCGCCCCGAGGGGGCCCGUCCAUGCCAGCCCUGCUCGUGUUCACCGCUGAGCCCCUCCAGGGGGCGUGGGGGGGCGCCCAGGGGCCCCCCAGCCCUCUUUAGACAACUCGAGGCCGUGCACUUUCCGGGGGGCCGCAGGGGGAGGCCCCUUUGUCCCCGCCAGGCUUGGGGAAGGACCAAACGCGGGGUCGGGCCGCUCUGAAGAGGCGGCGCCCCUCGGGGCCAGCUUGGGGCCGGCUUCCCGCUGGCCUGGGGCCCUGCUAGCCUGGAUUCUUGGGCCCCAUCGUGGUGUUGAACCCGAGGGCUGGAGCGCCAGACCUUGGCCGCCGCGUGACCAGAGGAGGCGUGGUCAUGCCCCCCCCCCCCCCCCCCCCCCCGCUCUCCUUUGGGGCUGCGCGGCUGGACCUCGGAAGGACUUUCUCAGGCGGGGACUGGGGAGGGCCGUCACCGUGGCCCGAGACGGGCUCGGACCCGGGCGCCGCGCCCUGCGGCUGCUCGGCUGGGCAUGUGGCACAAGGCAGGCGGCCGGAGGGCAUCUGCCCAGCCCGGGACAGCAGAACGACUGGCCGUCGGCCCUCCUCUCCUUCGGCGGGCGCGGGUGCGAGCUCGCUGGCGGAUCGCCCGGGGUGCGGGUCCUCGUUCUGUAGUUGGGUCCAGCGUCUGCGUCUUCUGCUUCGCGAAUGUCUUCUAACUUAAUAAAUGGUCGUCUGCGUGGAUGUUAA